Rhizophagus irregularis DAOM 181602=DAOM 197198 is the source of this 1182-nucleotide messenger RNA. RefSeq lists its product as uncharacterized. Lineage: Eukaryota; Fungi; Glomeromycota; Glomeromycetes; Glomerales; Glomeraceae. The record is from RefSeq and is a predicted model, not a curated record.
AUGGAUCUAAAUAUUGAACAACUCAAUAUUUUGCGUGAUUGGCCAACGGACUCUACCAUACGUGACUAUUUCAAAGAUUCUUUUAGUGUUGCGAUGGAAUUAUGUGAGGCGUUAGGUAUAGAUGUUCCAUCAGAGAAUAAUUUAAACUUAACCUAUGUGGAACCGAUAAUUUUAAUUCAAAAUCAGGUUGAUAAUGAUAUUUCAAUGGAUAAUGAAAUUAUUAAUGAAUUACCGGUAGAUGAAGAUCCACUUUUAAAAGAAAAUGAUAUUUCUACAGCUAUUGAGAUAGCUUUAAAACAGACCGGGUUUCUUUCUUUAUCAGAUGAUGAUAUAGUUAAAUUAGAUGUGGGAGAUCUUGCUAAACAAGUGGAUGUGAUAGUACAAAAUACUCGUUCUAAUUUAACUCCAGUAAAUAAUGAUGAUGUUAAUUUAAGUAUUCAGUAUACUUUAACAGAUGGCCAAUUAAAUUUGGUUGAAAUGAUAGAAAUUCGUGUUAAACAUGAAGCUUACUCUUCAAAAAAGUUGGAACGUAAAUAUCGUGGUGAACAAAUUGCAAAUAAUAGCGAUCCAGGAAUAAUAAAUCCGAAUAAAGCAAGUCAUAUGGUUGCACAUCUUAUUAAUAAUGAAAAUCCAGAAACACGAUUUGUUACACAGCGUGAAAAACGUUGGAUGAUAAAUAGAAAAACCAUGGCAACAAAGCUUGUUCAACAACAUAGAGAAGACUUGGCAAAAAAUAAAAAUAAGAAAAAACGAAACGUUAAUUCAGUUAUUUGUGAAAUUCCGAAUAUUGACUGUGCCAAUGUUAAUACUGAUAAUCCCUUAUCAAAUAAUCAAUUUGUUAUUGCAAUUUUCGGUUUAAUACUUUGUAUUGCACGCGUCAUAGCAAUGUAUUAUGAGGUAUAUAAUUAUCAUUCUUAUCAUGUAGGAGAGGUAACGGAUCUUGAUAGUUUAUCGUAUAUUACACUUCAUGUAUUUUUACCAAUUCAUUAUAACAUUUUUUCCGGUCUAACUAAUGAAAAAUCAAAGAUUUUUACGCACCAUCAGCCUGAUAAUAUAGUAUAUCAUUUAGCAAAUAUAGAUGUUAUUGUGACCGAAAGUUCUUUAAGUUUGAAAGGCUUUGGAAAGAUUAUAUAUAAUUACUUUAAUCGCGAUGAUAUAAAGGAGGCAAUAGUUAAAGGGUAG